Marmota monax (woodchuck) is the source of this 4876-nucleotide messenger RNA. It is a transcript of the gene Stk36, whose product is annotated as serine/threonine kinase 36. The transcript is spliced from 27 exons. NCBI's taxonomy places the organism in Eukaryota, Metazoa, Chordata, Mammalia, Rodentia, Sciuridae. The coding region runs from base 284 to 4312 and encodes 1342 amino acids. Gene Ontology annotation, molecular function: ATP binding; protein kinase activity. Gene Ontology annotation, biological process: protein phosphorylation. Gene Ontology annotation, cellular component: cytoplasm. The record is from RefSeq and is a predicted model, not a curated record.
GAGGCGGAAAACUGAGGCGGGUGUGCUGCUACCGUUUCUAGGCAACCUCAGACUCCCGGUCCUUAAUGGAGCCUGAUGGCCAAGCGACAGCUUGGAAGUGCUUUAGGAAGUGCCUAUGGGCGGUCCACGUCCCUCCCACACCUCUGAGAGCCUUUGUCUUCUGAAUUUUGGGCCAGUUCUAGCGAGUAAAAUUGGCCUCCCAGAUGUGUGAAAGUGACCCUGGAUCUGUAGCUCUUGAGCACCAUCGCUACCUUCUUUCCUGAGAGAUCCUGAAACCUUUGUUAUGGAGAAGUACCACGUGUUGGAGAUGAUUGGAGAAGGCUCUUUUGGGAGAGUGUACAAGGGUCGGAAAAAAUACAGUGCACAGGUGGUGGCCCUGAAGUUCAUCCCAAAAUUGGGACGCUCAGAGAAGGAGCUAAGGAAUCUACAACGAGAGAUUGAAAUCAUGAGGGGUCUGAGGCAUCCCAACAUUGUGCAUAUGCUUGACAGCUUUGAGACUGACAAAGAGGUGGUGGUGGUGACAGACUAUGCUGAGGGAGAGCUUUUUCAGAUCCUAGAAGAUGAUGGAAAACUCCCUGAAGACCAGGUUCAGGCUAUUGCUGCCCAGUUGGUGUCAGCCCUGUACUAUCUACAUUCUCACCGCAUCCUACACCGAGACAUGAAGCCUCAGAACAUCCUCCUUGCCAAGGGUGGUGGCAUCAAGCUCUGUGACUUUGGAUUUGCCCGGGCUAUGAGCACCAACACUAUGGUUCUUACCUCCAUCAAAGGCACACCACUCUAUAUGUCUCCAGAGCUGGUGGAAGAGCGACCAUAUGACCACACAGCAGACCUCUGGUCUGUGGGCUGCAUUCUGUAUGAACUGGCUGUAGGCACUCCUCCCUUCUAUACCACAAGCAUCUUUCAGCUGGUUAGCCUCAUCCUCAAGGACCCUGUGCGCUGGCCCUCCACCAUCAGUCCCUGCUUUAAGAACUUCUUGCAGGGGCUGCUCACCAAGGACCCCCGGCAGCGUCUUUCCUGGCCAGACCUCUUACAUCACCCCUUUAUUGCUGGUCGUGUCACCAUAAUAACCGAACCAGCAGGCUCAGAGUCGGGUACCCCAUUUACCAGUCACCUACCCCCAGAACUUCAGGUUCUAAAAGAUGAACAGGCCCAUCGGCUGGCCCCAAAGGGCAGUCAGUCUCGCAUCUUGCGUCAGGCCUGUAAACGCAUGGCUGAAGAGGCCAAGCAGAAGAAACACCACAACACAGAAUCUGCCCUUGAGCAAGAGGACAGGAACAACAAGGUGACUCCCAGCACAGUCCCUCUGCCUGGACUACGGGCUACUCCUAAGGAAUCAAACCUCCUGGCUGGGAUCUUGGCCUCAGAAAUGAAGAACAGCUGGGCCGAGUCGGGGGCUGGAGAGGCCCCUCCUACACCUCGAGGGAGGGACAAGUUACUGAACUCUGAGCCUCACAGUCUUGGGACUCAUCCUACUUCCAUCCUGACCUCUGGCAGGGAAAACCACAUCACCCCAGGUUGUGAACAAGCAUUCCCAGAGCUGAGGUCAGAGGUAGUCGGCCAGCGGAGCAUUGAUGCAGUGGACCUAGAAAAUGAGGAGCCAGAAAGUGAUGAUGAAUGGCAACAACUGCUAGAGACCACUGAGCCUGUGCCCAUUCAGCUGAAGGCCCCUCUCACCCUGCUGUGUAAUCGUGACUUCUGCCAGCGCAUCCAGAAUCAGCUGCGUGAAAUUGGAGGGCAGAUCCUGAAAGGCAGCCUGGAGAAUGCUUCCCAUAUCCUCCCUGCACUCCGGGUCCUGAGCAGUCUUCUGUCCAGCUGCAGUGACUCUGUUCCCCUGUAUUCCUUCUGCCAGGAAGCAGGGCUGCCUGAGCUGCUGCUCAGUCUCCUCAGGCACAGCCAGGAGAGCAACAGUAUACAGCAGCAACCCUGGUAUGGGGCCUUCUUACGGGACCUAAUGGCUGUGAUUCAGGCCUAUUUUGCCUGUGCCUUCAAUCUGGAGAGGAGCCAGACAGGCGACAGCCUACAGGUGUUUCAGAAGGCUGCCAAUAUCUUUCUGGACCUGUUGGGGAAACUGCUAUCUCAGUCAGAUGACUCUGAGCAGACAUUGAGGAGGGACAGCCUCAUGUGCUUUACUGUCCUGUGUGAAACCAUGGAUGGGAACAGCCGGGCCAUCUCCAAAGUGUUUUACUCCAGCCUGCUGACCACGCAGCGUGCUGUGUUGGAUGGGCUCCUUCAUGGCUUGACAGUUCCACAGCUCCCUUUCCACACACCCCCAGGAGCCCCACAAGUGAGCCAGCCACUGCGAGAGCAAAGUGAGGAUCUGCCUGGAGCCAUUGCCUCUGCCCUGGCAGCCAUAUGCACUGCUCCUGUGGGACUGCCUGGCUGCUGGGAUGCCAAAGAACAGGUUUCUUGGCAUUUGGCAAAUCAGCUGACUGAAGACAGCAGCCAGCUGAGGCCAUCCCUCAUCUCUGGCCUGCGGCAUCCCAUCCUGUGCCUACACCUUCUCAAGGUUCUGUACUCCUGCUGCCACAUCAGUGAGCGACUGUGCCAUAUUUUAGGGAAAGAGCCCUUGGCCUUGGAGUCACUGUUGAUGUUGGUCCAGGGCAAGGUAAAAGUAGCAGAUUGGGAAGAGUCCACUGAAGUGGCACUCUACCUUCUCUCUCUUCUUGUUUUUCGACUCCAAGAUCUGCCUUCUGGAAUGGAGACGCUAGGCAGUGAGGUUGCUACUCUCUUUACCCACUCACACGUCGUCUCUCUUGUGAGUGCAGCAGCCUGUCUGUUGGGACAGCUUGGUCAGCAAGGGGUGUCCUUUGACCUCCAGCCCAGGGAAUGGAUCACUGCAGCUGCACAUGCUCUGUCUGUCCCUGCAGAGGUUCGGCUGACUCCACCAGAUAGCUGUGGGUUCUAUGAUGGCCUCCUCAUCCUUCUGCUACAGCUCCUCACCCAAGUACAGCAGGGAAAGGCUAGCCUGAUCAGGGAUGUGGCUAGCUCAGAAAUGUGGACCAUUUUGUGGCACCGCUUCUCCAUGGCCCUGAGGCUACCUGAGGAGGUAGGAACACAGGAAGAGGAACUGUCACUGUCCGAUCCAUCCAUCCCUGAGCCAGACUGGACGCUGAUCUCACCCCAAGGCAUAGCAGCCCUGCUGAGCCUGGCCAUGGCCACCUUUACUCAGGAGCCCCAGUUAUGCCUGAGCCACCUGUCCCAGCGUGGAAGUCUUCUUAUGUCCACCCUGAAGCACCUUCUUUCUCCCAGCUUCUUGCAUCACCUGAGUCAGACGCCUUACGGGGCUGAGUUUCUGCCUGUUGUGGCGGUCUCUGUCUGCCAGCUCCUCUGCUUUCCCUUUGCCCUGGAUGUGGAUGCUGACCUCCUCGUAGGUAUCCUGGCUGACCUAAGGGACUCAGAAGUUGCAGCCAACCUGCUGCAGGUCUGCUGCCACUAUCUUCCGUUGUCACAAGUCGAGCUGCCCAUCAGCCUCCUUACACGCCUGGCCCUCAUGGAUCCCACUGCUCUCAACCAGUUUGUGAACACAGUGGCAGCCUCCCCUAGAGCUAUCAUUCCAUUCCUCUCUGUUGUCCUCCUGAGUAACCUGCCACUGCUGACCUCUGACCUUCUCUCCCUACUGGCCCACACAGCCCGGGUACUGUCUCCCAGCCACUUGUCCUUUAUCCAAGAGCUCCUGGCUGGCUCUGAUGAAUCCUAUAGGCCCCUGCGAAGUCUCCUGGGCCACCCAGAGAACUCUGUGCGGGCCCGUACUUAUGGGCUCCUGGGACACUUGCUCCAACACAGCAUGGCCCUGCGUGGAGCACUACAGAGCCAGGCUGGACUGCUUAAUCUUCUGCUGCUAGGGCUUGGAGAUGAAGACCCUGCUGUGCGGCGCAGUGCCAGCUUUGCUGUGGGCAAUGCAGCCUAUCAGGCUGGUCCCCUCGGACCUGCCCUGGCAGCUGCCGUGCCCAGUAUGACCCAGUUGCUUGGAGAUCCUCAGGCUGGGAUCCGGCGCAAUGCCGUAUCAGCUCUGGGCAACUUGGGACCUGAGGGGUUGGGGGAGGAGUUGUUACAGUGCCAAGUACCCCAGCGGCUCCUGGAGAUGGCAUGUGGAGACCCUCAGCUGAAUGUGAAGGAGGCUGCCCUCGUUGCCCUCCGGAGCCUCCGACAGGAGCCCUGCAUCCAUCAGGUGCUGGUGUCCCUGGGUGCCAGUGAGAAAUUAGCCUUGCUCUCUCUGGGGAAUCAGUUACUGCCACAUAGCAGUCCCAGACCUGCCUCUGCCAGGCACUGCAGGAAACUCAUCCAUCUCCUGAGGCCAACCCACAACACAUGAUCUCAGAUUCGUGGGAUCCAGCCUCCAGUCUUUGUUGCCCUGCUAUUGCCAAGUCUUCCUUAUUCUCCUGCAUAAGCCGUCAAUUCAACUGAGAGCUGAAGAGACUGAAGAAGAGUGAUAAGCUGCCAAUUCACUUGAGAGUGAGAAAUGAGAGAUUUAUGUAUAAAGCUCUUUCCUUCCCCCAGAUUCAGAAUGAUUUCAGCCAGUAAACUUCGUUACUGCUGGUGCCAGAGAAGAUUCCUUUCUUCUCUGUGUCCAGGGUCUUUUUCCAAUAAUGUGCCUUGAACUUCAGGAAUGUGCCUCCCAGACUUUAGGGAAAUAUACCUCACUUGUCCCAUCUCCCCCUUUCUGGAGCUACUGUAAUCCUCCCAUGAUUGUGCUUUAGGUGUACUGGCUUCUGUCUCAGCUCUAGGCUAUGGGGGAUAAAUGCCAUCAGCCCCUGUUGUUGAGGGGUUCCUAGCCCUUAGGCCACAUUCCUUCCAUGGGUGGGGGUUGGGCAGUAUAUCUUUUUUUAAUUGUAAUUCUGUUUGUAAACUCUUUUAAUAAAAAAUGUGCCUCACCCUA